This is a messenger RNA of Diversispora eburnea, 201 nucleotides long. NCBI's taxonomy places the organism in Eukaryota, Fungi, Glomeromycota, Glomeromycetes, Diversisporales, Diversisporaceae. The record is from the annotation of a GenBank genome assembly.
AUGACUGCACAAUCGACGUAUGGAAAUCGAACGAAGAAUAUGAAUUAUAAUUAUUCAUUACCAAUUAUUCAAAAGAUACCACAACUCCAACCAUUGCCAUCACCACAACGACAUAAAGAAAAGAAUCUUAUUUCACAAUCGGAUCUUUUACUCUUUGAUAAUAUUUUUCUCAAUCAUCAUCAUCAUCGCAACAAUCUUUAA